Molecule: messenger RNA, 3339 nt
Organism: Funneliformis geosporum
Lineage: Eukaryota; Fungi; Glomeromycota; Glomeromycetes; Glomerales; Glomeraceae
Source: the annotation of a GenBank genome assembly
AUGGACUCUUCAAAUCCUCAAAGGAUAUCAAAGCAUACAACGUUUGUAAAUACUGCACAGUUGGAGCAAAAUACAGCUGGUGAAAAGAAUGACAGCCCUCAAGUUGAUUUAGAACAGACACCACAUGGAUCUAUUGGUUUAAUAAAGUCUAAAUUUGAGAAACUGAGUAACAACAAUGAUACGAAUGAAACUACCAACGCAAAAAACAAAUUAUCUUUUCCUAAUGUUGUUACCAUGGCUCAUCAACAACAUAAACAGCUAUUGCAUAAUAAAUAUAAAUCUGGAGAGCUUAAAAAAAUUUCCGAUAAUGAAAUAAAUGGUCAAAUACCGUCAAAAUCACAAAAAAAUUCAUUUAAGAAUGCCGUUAACGUAGUUAAUGCCGUCAAUGCAUUAAAAUCUCCCCCUCCAAUACCUCCAAGAUCCAAACCACCAAUUGGAGGGAUUAAACCUAUCAUACUACCACCACCUUCAGUAUUAAAAAAUAAUUUGUCACCUACUCUUUUAAAUCUUCCUAAUAGUGCACCUCUUCAACACUUAUUAGAGGACGAUGAUAACCCUUUUGAUGAUUCCAAAGAAGUUGAUCCUUUUGCUGAUGAAAAUGCAAUGGACAAUGAGCUUCCACUACAUGAUUCUACUAAAACUUCAACGAUGAUCACGUCUUCAUCUUCAAGGCCUAGAAGGCAUAGUCAUACUCCUGCUCCAUCUAAUGUUAUGAAAAGAAAUAAACCUAUAUGCGACAAUUUAAUUGAUACAACUUAUAAUUUACAACGUAGUGCUAGUCAAUCAGUAUCUCCAAGAAAACUCGAAAAUUUAGUGCCUAAUUUUUUUCCAAAGUAUAAUGAAAAUGAUCGACCUUCUCUACCUCCAAGACGAUUAAAUAGACCACCAGAUAGACAAGCUCCAGCGCUUCCUAUUCGCCCACAAUUGCCACCGCGAAAACCUAAUAUGGAGCAGAAUAAUGAUAAAAAAAGCAGGCAUACGAAAGUCACAAGAAAAGUAGACGUUCAAGCUUCUAGUUCAGAUUCAGAUUCUUUGGAAGAUUCUUUAUUAGAUGCUCCAGAUGCAACUCGUGCUAAUAGACGCCCGCCAAAAUUUCAUAACAUUCAAGAUAUUAAUAGUAAAAAUACAACUCGUACUUUUGCCAUCGCAGGGGAAUUUUUAAUUACAGGUUCAGGCCAAACUCGUAUAUGGUCAUUAGAGAAUGGUUCAAAUCUUCGUAGUGUCCCUUGUGAUGAUUCUAUAACAAGCUUAUGUUGGCGUCCGACUCGUCGCAUAGAAGAGGUUGGUCGUUAUAUUUGGUGUGGGGCUCAAGAUGGUUACUUAUAUGCCGUUGAUAUAGAUAGUAGUGGGAAACAGAUUGAGAAAAAUAAGAAAGCUCAUAAUUCACCAAUUAAUUUCAUAUUACGUCAUCAAUUGCAAUUGUGGACCUUAGAUGAUAGUGGUAAAUUACAAAUAUGGUCAGAAGAUGAUAGUGGAGUUGUCACACUUAAUUCAAAACCGCAAACUGUAAAGGUUUUACCAAAACCGAAUUGUGCUAUUGUAGUCGGACACCAUUUAUGGUUAUCAUAUGGUAAAUCGAUUGAAAUUUAUAAUCCACUUGACGACGCCCAUAUGGCAAGAAUUGAAUUGGGAUUUGAAGUAGGAAAUAUUAGAUGUAUGACACAAACGGGUAAUUCUUUUUUUGUUUAUACUGGACAUGACGAUGGAAAAAUUAGUGUGCAUGAUGCUCAAACGCAUAAAACCGUGUUCUCUUUGAUUGUAUCAAUGUAUUGCAUUAAUUCUUUAUUGGGCGUAGGCAAUUAUCUUUGGGUUGGAUUCAAAACUGGUAUGAUUUACAUAUAUGACGUGCAAUCUAGUCCUUGGGUAGUAAUCAAGGAUUGGCAAGCUCAUAAAUCUCCAAUUAUUGACAUGCAGUUGGAUAAUGCUGGUUUAUGGAGAGUUAAAAGAUUGCAAGUUGCUAGCUUAAGCGAUGAAGGUCAAAUCAUUGUAUGGGAUGGCUUGAUGCAAGAGGAUUGGAUAGCCGAUCAAAUGUUUGAUAGAGAGAAAGAUUAUUGUCUUUUUAGGGAUGUUAAAGUGUUAAUAUGCUCAUGGAAUAUCGACGCAUCAAAACCAGAAGAUUUAGAACGAUCUCCUGAUGGUGAGCAAUUCCUUAACAAUUGGAUCAAAAGCACAAAGUCACCUGAUAUAGUAGUCUUUGGAUUUCAAGAAAUUAUUAACCUGGAAUCAAAGAAGAUGACCGCAAAAACCAUGUUAAUGACAAAAAAGAAAAAUGCCAAACAAUUAAAUGAAAACAUAACGCAGCGAUAUAAGUUAUGGCAUGAUAAGUUAGUUCAAGUGGUUGGUCAGAAAUACGAAGUUUUGGAAUCGGAUAAUCUUGUUGGAUUAUUUACAUGCAUUUUCGCAAAGAAAACCGAAAGGGAACAUAUUAGAGAUAGUGAUGUUGCGAUAAAGAAAACUGGGUUAAAAGGGUAUCAUGGCAAUAAAGGUUCGAUAGCGACGAGAUUUAUAUAUGAUGAUACAUCAAUAUGUUUUGUGAAUUGUCAUUUAGCAGCAGGACAACUACAGACCAAGGAAAGAAAUACGGACGCGGCAAAGAUAUUGGAUUAUACGACAUUUCCAUCAAAAGCCGCAAAAGAUAAGUUUGUGUGGCGAGAAAAUGAAUACGUGUUCAUUAAGGGAGGAGAUGGAUCGAUGGUAUUAGAUCACGAAAUAGUAUUCUUUAGUGGGGAUUUAAAUUAUAGGAUAAAUUUAACAAGAGAUGAAGUAAUUAAAGCUAUAAAAAACAAAGAUUAUAAAUUCUUAUAUGAACAUGAUCAAUUAGUUAAACAAAGAAAUACGAAUGCAGGAUUUCGUCUUGGGCAAUUUUUAGAAGGGAGAAUAAAAUUUGAUCCGACAUAUAAAUAUAAUCCUGGAGAAGAUGAAUAUGAUACGUCAGAAAAAAAAAGGAUCCCAGCGUGGUGUGAUAGAAUAUUAUAUCGUCCUAAAUACUUUAAACCAGAGCAUCCAUUGAGACAUGAAGAGUCUGAUUCAAGACUUGAAAAUGAAAGUAAUGAUAAUGUUAAACUAGAGCAUUAUUCAAGACAUGAAUGUAAAAUAUCAGAUCAUCGACCUAUUAGAAAGGCUAGAGAAGAACUACAUAAAUUCACGGUUAGAUGGUUAGUAAGUUGCGGUUGGGAUGAAGAGAUUGCUGACAAAACUCUCAGAGAGAAUAAUAGAAAUUUGAGAAAAACAGUAGAUCAAUUGAAAAUCACAUUCCCCAUGAGUAAGAAAAUGUACCAGAUUUCCGAAGUAACUGAGAUUGUUGACAUGGGAAAAUUAAUGGAAUAUGAAUCGUCAUAG